UUGCUGGUAAUUUUGGGGCCUUUCUGAGCUGCAGUCUGGCUUGUUGCAAGCAGCACUGUGCCGAGAGCGAGGAGGAUGGUGCUGAACGUGAGCCUCAUUGUCGUCUGUGAAGCUCAAAAUGUCGUCGACUUUGGGCAACGCAACAGGUGACAGCGGCGACGACGCGACGAGGAGGAGGAGUGAUGCCUUGACGCUGCAAUCGCACACGGCCCGAGCGAGCAUAUGAGCCGCCGCAAGCGCAGGGAGUCCUACCUGGACGCCAGCUUCGACAUCUCCAUCCUCCAUCCGAAGCGCACCAAACUCGACUUGGCACUCGACGAGGACGACGAAGAUGGCAGCUCGCCUUUGCUCGUCGCGCUACGCCAAACAGCAGCGAACAUCGUAGCAGAUAUUGAUGAUAGGAAGGAAGCGCGAAGACUGCACAAGGAGCUGGAACGCAUCAUCGUACUUGUAGCUCGAGCGCUGGACGAACAGCUUCCUGGCAUCGCUGCAGAGGGCCAGGACGCCCGACCGCUGCCGCCCAGUUCGGCAAGGCAGGUCAAACUGCUCAAACGACAACUCGAAGACGAACGCGCAGAGCUCGAACAAGACAAGAAAGAUCAGAAGAUCUUUCAGGAGCGCAAAGCUGCCCAAUUGCGGCGCGAAACAGCGGAAAUCAAAGCCAAGGUCGACCCCGAGCUCGUCAAGCUCACAGAGAAGCAGCUCGAACGCAACAUACAUCGCACACAUGCUCAACAGCUGGCCUAUCAGCCGCAACAUGACGAGUUUCUCGUCAACAGCGUAGCCCGCUUCGUGGCAGCAUUGGAGGCAUGAUGCAAC
Messenger RNA from Mixia osmundae IAM 14324, 819 nucleotides. RefSeq lists its product as uncharacterized. The coding region runs from base 223 to 813 and encodes 196 amino acids. NCBI's taxonomy places the organism in Eukaryota, Fungi, Basidiomycota, Mixiomycetes, Mixiales, Mixiaceae. The transcript is spliced from 6 exons. The record is from RefSeq and is a predicted model, not a curated record.